Molecule: messenger RNA, 3733 nt
Organism: Triplophysa dalaica
Lineage: Eukaryota; Metazoa; Chordata; Actinopteri; Cypriniformes; Nemacheilidae
Gene: nlrc3
Product: NLR family, CARD domain containing 3
Exons: 19
Coding region: 245-3688 (1147 amino acids)
Molecular function (GO): protein binding
Source: RefSeq, a predicted model, not a curated record
ACGUGUAAACUGAAGUAUGGCAGCAGGGUAAAGAUCAGCUGAAGCUUUUCAAGUAUAGUAUAAGAUCCUGUUCUCCAAACACAAUUGUGUGAUCAAGUCCCUGUGAUCAGAGAAUCCAUUUCUGAAGACCACCGAUCUGCUGAAAGACACCAGAUCAACUAGAAAUUGAUUAAACGUGUGAAUGGCACUGAUGCUCUGACAGGAGGCACACACAACUGGAUGUGCUUUCCUAGCUUGAUCUGGGAUGGAGAGGCAUUCCCAAAUUCCCUGGCAGGAUUACUGCUACAUGGAUUUGAAGUCCAUUGCAAAACAAGAGACGAGCAAAAAAAUGGAAGAUCCUGGUUGGUUACAGAGACACAGGAUGUUGCUGCAGAGAUUUCUGUCCAGCUCCAUUUUAGUAAACCUGGUCCAUUACUUGAGAAAAGCAGACCAGAUCAAUGCUCAGGAGGCGGGGCUAAUCCAGGAAGUGAGCUCUCUUAAGGAAAAAGUACAUUUAUUGGUUGAAGUUCUGUCUACGUCUGAUCCCAAUGGCACCGCCCUUCAGACAUAUCUUCAAAGUUCGCAUCCAAUUGAAUAUAACCUCAUAAGUGUACAUGACUCUGUGGUUCGGCAGCAUAAAGAUGUUCUCCUUCAGCGACUUAGAGAAAAAAAUGAGAAUUCCUUCCACCAAACUGUUGGAACCUCGCACAGCUGCGGUCUCCUGCUCAUAGAAUGUGUGUCUGACCUACAGCAGCGAGAGCACGACCUUGUACAGGUGUCCGUCAACCGAGGGGAGGGGCCUCUUCACGGCCGAAGUCUGGGAUUGGACAAACUGAUCGCACCUUUGACAAGGGUCAGCACCGCCCCACGUGUGACACUGACGGUGGGCGUGGCCGGCAGUGGGAAGAGCCGACUGGUCCGUCGUUUCAUCCGCCUCUGGAGCAGUGGGCAGAUCUACCCGGAGAUUAGUCUCGCGAUCCCCAUUGCAUGCUGGGAGUUAAGUAGUUUCGAUCGCCUGUCUGUGGAGCGGCUUCUGCGGUUGUUUGUUCCAUACGAAAACACUGACAUAAUUCUUGAUAACGAUACCUGCAAAGUUUUGCUAAUUUUUGACGGAUUGGAAGAGUUUCGCCAACCCCUUGACUUUGCGGACGCUCCAUCCACUAGCGACCCUCGUCGGGAAGUUCCAGUGUCGGAUCUCAUUACGAAUAUCAUCCGGGGUAACCUGUUGCCAGGAGCAGCGCUUUGGCUGUUGUCAAGACCUGGUGUUGGGGCAAAAGUACCAGCGGGAUUGGUUGAUCGGGCGACUGAGGUCCCGCCUCUGUCGCGAGUGCAAAUACAGGAUUAUAUUUAUCACUAUAACACAAACACUUUGGAUGUGUACACCUUACCACUAGAUAACUCGACAUCAAGAAUGCCAAGUCAAAGCGAUUCUAACACGCAUGUACCCGAGGACGUCUCCCCUCAAGUGUGGGCUUACCUGACUUACCAGAAACCAUUGCUCAUUUUGUGUUCAGUGCCCAUUGUGUGCCACAUCGUUAUUACAACAUUGUCUCGCCUUCUGAAGGUGUCUGAUGCAGACGCGACGUCCCUUCCUCGAACUCUAACCGAAGUCUACGCCCAUUACUGCUGGCCACACCUCUCUACAUCAGACACAACCGGCGGAGCUGUCAGAAAGCCGCUGAGCACUCUGGGCCGUCUGGCGUUUUACAACCUGUUGCGUCGACGCUACACGUUCAGCGACACUGAAUUGAGAUCUUUUGGUGUUGACGCACCCUCUCAGUUCGGGACUCUCGGUUACAGAGUUCUCCAUCGUAAACAAAGCUGGUCAUCAGAAGCUGUGGCAUGGCAGUUCACGCACACGUCCGUGCAGGAAUAUCUGGGAGCGUUGUUCUACUACAUUUCAUCAAGACGUGGAAUGUUCGAUCUGUUUUCAGAAAGCAGCGUUUCAUGGCCACGUAUUGGGUUCCACAGCCACUACCGCGCUGCUCUGCAAAAAACCAACCAAUCAGAUGCUGCAGCACAGGGCAACCUUGACCUGUUCAUGAGAUUCCUUUCAGGACUCUUGUCUGCCACGACAAGCACAUUGUUGGGCAGCGCACUGGGUGUUGGCCGUGAGGAGCAGGUGACCCAACGCACAACUGCGACAACCUUGCUUCAGAAUACAGUUACAGCAUCAGGGGGCGAUGCAGUUAGCAUGCGCAGUGUCGCUAUGGUUACAUGUCUGGCAGAGUUGCAGCAUGGGGAGUGGCUAAGGUCUGUGGAGGAGGAUCUUAUUAGCGGCAGCCUUCGGGGGAAACUGAAGGGUGGGGUUUGUGCAGUGCUUGCGUACUUGUUGCAGGUAUCAGAAGCAUGUACAGAAGAGACACAACUGUCUAACUGUUUAGACUCCACAUCACUGAAGAGGCUCCUCCCACAGCUCUUGUACUGCAGUAAGCUGAGGAUGGAAAACAAUGUAUUUAAAGAAGAUGCAAUGGAGUUGUUGGGAAGUCUCCUGAGCGCCAAAGAGUGUCAUAUUCAGAACCUUAGUUUGGCUGAUAACUCCAUCAGCAGUAAAGGAGUCAAGCCUCUCAGUCGGGCUCUGCUGGUCAACCGAACCCUCACAGUUCUGGAUCUCCGUGGCAACAACAUUGGCGCUAAGGGAGCAAAGACAUUGUGUGAAGCUCUUAAAAUUAACCAGUUUCUGGUGUCAGUCAAUCUGCAAAGUAACCACAUAGAGGAUGAGGGUGCUCGAGCCGUGGCAGACGUUCUUCAAUCAAACCGAAAGCUCACCAUGCUCAAUCUUCACAAGAACAGUAUCGGACCAGAUGGAGUGAAGAGAAUCGCAGAGGCACUCAUAAAGAAUCAAACUCUACAGGAUCUGAAUAUGUCUAGUAAUCAGUUAGGUGAUGUGGGAAUAGUGGUCUUGGCUCAAGCUCUUAAAGUCAAUCCCAUUCUCCACACGCUCAGUCUUCAGAGCAGCUCAGUUAGUGAUCGAGGAAUUAAAGCUCUCUCACUCGCUCUCCAGUCAAACCAGGCCCUCUGCAGUUUAAAUCUGAGGGAGAACUCCAUUGGAGUCGCUGGUGCCAAAGACAUCGCCAAAGCUUUAAAAGUCAACACCUGUCUCAAAGAACUCGAUCUGACCGCUAAUCUUCUUCAUGAUGAGGGAGUGACGGCCAUCGCUGAAGCUGUGAAACUGAACAGAUCUAUCACAUCCUUACAUCUCCAGUGGAACUUUAUGAAAGUCGGAGCAGCUAAGGCCCUGUCUGAGUCUCUCAUGAGCAACAGCUGUAUUCAGCUUCUGGAUCUGCAGGAAAACGCUCUGGGUGACUGUGGUGUUAUUUCUCUGGCCUCUGCUCUAAAGAAAAACUCUUCUCUCAAUGUGCUCUGUCUUCAGGGUGUGUCAGCGGGUAAAGCAGGAGCUGUGGCUCUGGCCGAGGCCCUGGUGGUCAAUCAAAGUCUACACACACUAGAUCUUCGUGGCAACUCUGUCGGAAUGGAAGGAGCCAAGGCGUUUUCCAGCUCUCUGAAGAUCAACAGAAGUUUACGAAGUUUAAAUCUACAGGAGAAUUCUUUAGGAAUGGAUGGAGCAAUAUUCAUCGCAACAGCUCUUAGAGGAAACCAUCAACUCACUUACAUCAAUCUUCAGGGUAAUGGCAUUGGUGAGUCAGGGGCAAAGGUGGUCUCGGAUGCUAUCAGAGCUGGAGCACCGGAGUGUGUGGUGGACAUUUAGCGUGCAUGCUCUCCCCACCAUAUUGUGUCAAUACAAAACUUUUAC